AUGUCGCUGGGAAUUCUGCAACUUUUGAGCGUUAUCCUGCUGAUGGAUCCAGCCGAGGUGGUCACUGGUCCUCCACAGGCCAGGGAUCUGCCCACUCAGAGCCUGGACGAGUUCCGUCAGAGGUAUUUGCUGCCGCUUAUCUCUUCGGAUACCAGGAACUGCAGCCUGAACGCAUGCGAAUCGCUGGGUAUCGUUUCCCAGCUGCUGAUGCUCAUCAACGCGAUGCCCAAUGGUACACAGACAGCCUCCUCCGAUGGACACAAACCCGUCGCCAAACCGAAGCCGAAUGGACAGGCCAAUGGUGAUGGAAGUGGCAGUGGGGAAGUCAACGCCAUGUCCCAUUUGGCCAAUUUUGAUCUGGUGAAGAGGGUACGCCAGAUCGAGAGUCGUCUCCGGUCCGUGGAGCAGCCCGUCUGGCACUUGGCCACCGGCAGCCAGAUCGAGUGGAAUCACUGCACGUCGGGCGUGUGUCGCUGCAACCCGGACACCAAGAGCUUCACCUGUUGGAAUACGAACCUCAAGUCGGUGCCGGUCACCCAGGUGAUACCCAUGAAUAUGGUCAACAUAGAUCUUUCCCGGAACAUUCUGUCCACGCUGCACAAGGACACUUUUCGAGGUCUUACGCUGCUAAAGGAAUUGGACAUAUCGCACAAUGUCCUAGACUUUUUACCCUUUGAUCUGUUCCAGGAUCUGGAUAGCUUGCUCAUUUUACGCAUCCAAAACAAUCAGCUGGAGGACAUUGAUCCUCGCACUUUUUGGAAGCUCCGCAACAUGAAUAUCCUGGAUCUGAGCAAAAACGAGAUAGGAAUGCUGCCAGAAUCAAUCUUCUACCAUGCCCAGAGACUCACCGUGAUCAACCUGUGUGAUAAUAAGAUCAACAACUUCCCACCGAACCUGCUGAGGGAUCAACUAAUGCUGGAGGAGCUGGACAUGUCACGGAAUAGAAUUGAAGAGCUCAACUCUGGUAGUAUUCAUUAUCUGACCAAGCUAAAGAACCUGGAUUUGGGAUGGAAUCAAAUAUCCAAAAUCGAUGAUGAUUUCUUUAUGGGUUUAAAGAGUCUGCGGACUCUGACGCUGCACAACAAUCGCAUAUCAACGCUUUCGGGCACCAUAUUCAAUAAUCUCGUCAACUUGGUGACCUUGGAUUUGACCAUGAAUAGGAUAAGUCAUAUCGAUGGCCAUGCCUUUGUGGAGCUGAAGAACCUUAAUGAGCUGUUUUUGGGACAGAACUCUCUGUCCAGCAUCCCGGCUGACCUGUUCCUAAAUGUCAGUGGUCUCACCCGGUUGACCCUGUUCUCCAAUAACCUCACCACCUUGGAAGCUGAUGACUUCCAGGGACUGAGCAAUCUUAAGAUUCUGCUGCUAAACAAUAAUAUUCUCAAGAAUUUCGACCCUAUGGCCUUUGGGCCACUGACCCAACUGGAAAAACUGCGCAUUGACUCCAACAAGCUCAUGUUCCUGCCCCAUGGAUCCUUGCAUGGUUUGGAAAAGUUGGUGGCCGUCAAGUUAGACAAGAAUCCCUGGCACUGCGACUGCCGGGCUCUUUACCUGGCCAGAUGGAUCCGAGAAUUUGUGCUGAAGCUCUGGGAUGGACAGCAGCCAAUGUGCCGAGGUCCUGGCGACUUGGGGGGUCACGAGGUGGGCCUGCUCCGCUAUGACGACCUCUGUGAUGGACAGUGGGCCAGCAUGUUAUCCCUUUCCCCAAGGCUUCCCGUUCGCAAGCAUCAGAUAUCCACGCCCAUGAACUACACGGACUACUUUAAUCUCUAUCUGAAGCACAUCUAUAAUGGCACCACCGAUGAGGAGCUCAAGGAGGCCGAGAUAACCAGUGUGGCUAUAAAGAAGGUUCACGUGGAUUAAAAAUGAUUAAUCAUAUUUAUAUUAGUAUAGCAUAAUUAGUUGUUUCAUUUUGUAGAUUGUUCCAUAACUAAAGCCAAAAUCAAUCGGUUCUAUCAAGUUAAGU
Molecule: messenger RNA, 1963 nt
Organism: Drosophila serrata
Lineage: Eukaryota; Metazoa; Arthropoda; Insecta; Diptera; Drosophilidae
Molecular function (GO): protein binding
Source: RefSeq, a predicted model, not a curated record